Molecule: messenger RNA, 2056 nt
Organism: Drosophila willistoni
Lineage: Eukaryota; Metazoa; Arthropoda; Insecta; Diptera; Drosophilidae
Gene: Lcch3
Product: gamma-aminobutyric acid receptor subunit beta-like
Exons: 8
Coding region: 392-1885 (497 amino acids)
Biological process (GO): regulation of membrane potential; nervous system process; monoatomic ion transmembrane transport
Cellular component (GO): membrane; neuron projection; GABA-A receptor complex
Molecular function (GO): extracellular ligand-gated monoatomic ion channel activity; GABA-A receptor activity; neurotransmitter receptor activity
Source: RefSeq, a predicted model, not a curated record
AUGCUCCACAUGCAGCAGCGCACUUAAACGGCAACAACAAAAAACAAAAUACACAAACGGGAAAUUUCAGACACGAACGGGGAAAACGAAAAGCAAAAAAAAAGUGAAUGUGAUUACAAGUAUUCGUGUGUUGGCCUGACCUGACCAAGAUUCUCUACAUAUGUGAACAUGUUCAUUGCAAUCACCACGAGCUGAGCUGCAAGAAAAAUGCAUUAAAAACAAAAUAACAACAACAACACUCACACACAAAAAGGACGAAAACAACUGGCGAUGCAUCUGCAUCCGCAUCCGCUAUGAGAGCAGCAGAGAGCGAACUAGAAAAGCGAGAGCAUCGACAGCCAAUGCCAAGAAGUUGAGCCCUGAGAGCGACUAAGUACCAACAACUGCCAAUAUGACUAGUUUAACCAGCCUGAGUAUCUGCUGUAGUCUGCUGCUCUUUCUACUAGCAGCCCAGUUGCAAUUGGUUCGAUGCAAAAGAAAAGAGAUGCUCGCCGGUCGCCUGGAAAAUGUAACACAGACGAUCUCAAAAAUACUACAGGGCUAUGAUAUACGCCUCAGACCUAAUUUCGGAGGUGAACCAUUGCACGUAGGUAUGGAUUUGACCAUAGCCAGCUUCGAUGCAAUAUCAGAAGUUAACAUGGAUUACACAAUUACAAUGUACUUGAACCAAUACUGGCGGGAUGAACGUUUAGCGUUUAACAUCUAUGGUCCGUAUUAUGAUAAUGAUGCCGCUGACGAUGGCGUUAACGAUGUCCUGACCCUAUCGGGUGACUUUGCAGAAAAGAUCUGGGUGCCUGACACAUUUUUUGCCAAUGAUAAGAACAGUUUCCUACACGAUGUGACCGAGCGCAACAAGCUGGUGCGGCUUGGAGGAGACGGCGCCGUUACAUAUGGCAUGCGGUUCACCACGACACUCGCCUGCAUGAUGGAUUUGCAUUACUACCCACUGGACUCACAGAACUGCACCGUGGAAAUUGAAAGCUAUGGCUAUACUGUCAGUGAUGUGGUCAUGUAUUGGAAGCCAACACCAGUACGCGGCGUGGAGGACGCCGAACUGCCUCAAUUCACUAUUAUUGGCUAUGAGACAAACGAUCGAAAAGAGCGACUGGCUACUGGAGUAUACCAGCGACUAUCGUUGUCCUUUAAACUGCAGCGAAAUAUUGGUUACUUUGUGUUCCAGACGUACCUGCCCAGUAUACUUAUUGUCAUGCUGUCGUGGGUCUCAUUCUGGAUAAAUCACGAGGCGACUAGUGCCCGUGUUGCUCUCGGCAUUACAACGGUGCUAACAAUGACCACAAUUAGCACUGGUGUCCGGAGCUCUCUGCCACGCAUCUCCUACGUGAAGGCCAUCGAUAUUUACCUAGUCAUGUGUUUCGUUUUCGUAUUUGCCGCCCUACUUGAAUACGCGGCUGUCAAUUACACAUACUGGGGCAAACGGGCCAAAAAGAAAAUCAAAAAGCUUAAGGACUGUGAUCGAGGAAAACUAGGUAAAAAUGAAAAAUCCGAAACGUGUUCAACGACUGAGGACAUAAUUGAGCUGCAGGAUGUACGCAUGAGCCCUAUACCUUCGUUACGAAAAGGUAACUACAAUGCUACCCUCGGCUCCAUUGGUACCGAGACCAUGGACUUGGCAAAAUUUCCCCCAAGUUUUCGCAUCACACGCAACUAUGGCACAGGACGCAGCCAACUGCGACACCGUGGCCAGCGAGGCAUUUCAGCAAGGCCACGCAUGUUGAAUGCAUUGAAGAAGAGUGCAUCUGCUCUGAAAGCCACUAUACCAAAGAUCAAAGACGUCAAUAUCAUUGACAAGUACUCGCGUAUGAUAUUCCCGAUUAGUUUCUUUGCAUUCAAUCUUGGCUACUGGCUUUUUUAUAUUCUGGAGUAAAAUCUUUGCCUGGGAAGCCAACAGAAAGAAAAACAAAUACCAACUGUUCCAUUUUCGCAGUCCUGUUACCAUCUUAGUCUUAGCCCAUUAAGAGCAAACUGUAUUCGGAUGCUUUCUGUACAAGCAUUUAUACUUAGAACCAAGAAUAAUAUAUGUAUGAAUUUAAAAAGA